CCCACCCCCGGAAUUCACCUCCGAUCCAGAUCCCCUCCACCUCCACCUCCGAGCCAGUCGCCCUUCUUCCGUGACCUCGCCUCCCCCGUCCCGUCCCACCGCGGCAGCCCCCGCUUCGCCUCUCCCGCGGCCGCCCUGCCCUCCGCACGCCGCCGUCGUCGCGGCGUCACCCCCACCCGCCCGGCAAUGUCGACGCCGCGGGCCGCCAUGCUUCCGCUCGCCAUAAUGUCCGUGGCGAGUUCGCUUGUCGUGCAUCCCGCGACGCGCCAGCGUACGGCGGGAGAACCAGGGCAAAGCUGGGGAGAACCAUCCAUCUCGGGUUCGCAGUCCCGGAGGAAUAAGCUCAGCAACUCCAUCUGCGUGAAAGCAGAAACAUUACACAAGCAUAAAGCCAGUGAAGAUGGCAAACAAAGUGUUGAAGCUGUGGAGGCCCAUCUGAUUGAUCCGCAAGAAAAGGUCGAAGGAAGUGCCAGUGUAGAUACCAAGAAGAGCUUAUUCAAGAAUUGGCCAUUGAUGUCUUCCAUAAUUGUUUAUUGCAUCUUCUCCUAUCAUGACAUGGCCUAUACAGAGGAGGAUGCCCGAGCUGACCAGGAGGACACCCUUCUGCACCUCGGCCACCACACAAGGUUAACACUUGGAGACUCUCGAGCUAUGAGCAGCGAGCUGUUGCUGCCGCCGCCGGAUGCUCCAGCGGCGAAACCUCCGUCGAUUCCCUCCACGGCCACUACCACUACCCUAGCUACCGCCGCCGACGGAACCACCACCAUAUCCUUGCUCGGCCAAGACCAGCUCCUUGAGAUCUUCCUCCGCCUGCCGAGCCUGCCGGCCCUCGUCCGCUCCACGCUCACUUGCCGCUCGUGGCUUGGCGCCGUCCGCUCCUCUCGCUCCUUUUGCAACCUCUUCCACGCCCUCCACCUAGCGCCCCUCAUCGCGAUCUUCCUCGAUGUCGACGAAGGCAAUGUCCGCUUGUUCGCCCCCUUCAGCCGCUCAGAUCCCAACGUCAAUAAGGACAUUACAUUGGGAGAUUAACGCAAUUUUUACUUUUCAUUUUUCUUAUUAUUGGAGUGAGGAUGUUAGAAUGAGGAACUGUAUGAUUGUAGAUAUGGCAACAGUGUAAUAGUAUAAUCAGGAAUAACGACAUUUCCAUCACUAUUGUGUUUUCUUGAAUUGUAUGCAUGAAAUGGAAUUUGUCAA
Messenger RNA from Triticum dicoccoides, 1194 nucleotides. RefSeq lists its product as uncharacterized. The coding region runs from base 187 to 1029 and encodes 280 amino acids. The record is from RefSeq and is a predicted model, not a curated record. Gene Ontology annotation, molecular function: protein binding. The transcript is spliced from 5 exons. Lineage: Eukaryota; Viridiplantae; Streptophyta; Magnoliopsida; Poales; Poaceae.